Procambarus clarkii (red swamp crayfish) is the source of this 1784-nucleotide messenger RNA. NCBI's taxonomy places the organism in Eukaryota, Metazoa, Arthropoda, Malacostraca, Decapoda, Cambaridae. The record is from RefSeq and is a predicted model, not a curated record.
GCUCGGACUUGAAAGUCGCUGGACGUUGAGCGUGAGGUCGGCGGGAGCCGGUCAGUCUCGCUCUGGCGGCCGGAGAGGAAGGACGUUCCGCGUCGCUCCUCGUACUCCGUCUCUUCCCUCAUCCCAGCCUUCACAAACUCUUCCUUUCUGGUCGCUGGAAACGUGUCUCCACCUUUCAAGUGAACGUCGCCAUGUUUCUCUCCACGGGCGAAACAAAUGAGGCAAUAGUUUCGCGCCGAAGGACGUGAUUAUAACUACACACGGCGCUCCCUAUGGGCGUAGUUUGACUGAUUCGCCAAGUAUCUCCUCAGAUACUUCAGUUGAGGUGUUUCUAGGAGGUUAGUGUGCGCUGGGUGGUGCUCUGUGGGCGGUGCCUCGCUAUGACCACGCCCACAGCCCGCCCAGCCCUGUGUGGGCGGCACCCCGUGAUGACCACGCCCACAACCCGCCCUCCUCGCCUCCUGCUGCUGCUGCUGCUGCUUCUGCUGCUGUUCUGCCAACGAGCCGUGGGUAUCCAUUGCGUGCAGUGCACGAGUGAGGCAGGGGGUGAGGGGAGGGCGUGCAUCAGCCAGCCUCCGGAGGCAGCACCGUGCGAGCCUGCCAUGACAGUCUGCAUGACCAUCAGGACCUACACCCCCGCCGAAGAUGACAAACGAACGCUAGUCUCGCUGGUGCGGACGUGUGGACCCACAGACAUGGGCUGGGACUGUGAGAAAGGCAAGACUGAACGGGGAGCAGUUGCCGAAGUCUGCCACGAUUCCUGUGACUGGGAUGGUUGUAACCACGCCCACACGCCCACGGUCCAGCUCUUGGCUGUGCUAGGAUGCCUGUGGGCGGCUUCUGUCCUCUAACAUCUGAUCCGUUCCAAUUCCCACCAAUCUUCUAUCUCGAUAAAUCCCUUGAUCCAUUCCGCUAUCUUCAGGUUCAAGUCGCACUCAGCAGCUUUUGCUACUUGUAGCGUAGAGACGUCCAUCCCGUCUCACUUGUUUACAGUAAACAAAGAUGGCGUGUUACACCACCUAGCUGACAUUUUAUUGUUUACAGGGACCACAGCUAUCGUGCUGCACCUCCUGGGUAGAGUAUGUCUUGUGUUUACAAGGAUACUGGGCAACUUGCUUGUGUAGAGGCGAUGUAUAUGUCGGUAUCAUAUAGCAUUCAUCUUACUAUCAAAGGGAUAUGUAUAUACACCUAGUGGUUUAUAUAUUUAUCGGUGUGUGUGUGUGUAUAUACACUUGAGAGUAUAUUUUAGCCUUCGAAUGAAUAAAGUACACUUGCUGGUUGGUCACUAAGCUACCGUGGAGGCCGCAACUACGGUACAUAUCCACAGAUGCAACUACGGUACACUUCAACAUAGUUAUACCAACAACUACGGUAAGCUUAUACCCCGCUGUUUAGCCUAUAUACCUGGCUCGCUAAUUACUUAUCUCGUUGUUUAAGUGUGGUAUAUAAUUUUUUCUUCCUUCAAUACAUUCCACAUGACGUGCAUGUGUGUGUGUGGGAGGGGGCGUGAGGAGUCCUAUCGUGAGGUGAGACAAACAAGAGACUGUCCUUUGCCGCCAUAACCUUACUGUACGGGAAUAAUUUAAUUGACUAAUAUUUACAGUGUCAUCUGGUUAAUACAAGCUCCGUUGUGAAACACCAGGGGAAGCGGGUUAUCUAAGCUGCGAUCGGAGCUCUUUUUUUUUUUCCCUCACAUUACUAACUGCCCUUUCUCUCCCCGCUCUUCUAAUUUCCUUUCUCUCUCUUCUCUCCCCCUCACCAAUCCUCCCCUCUUUCGGUCUCUC